Penicillium brasilianum is the source of this 1575-nucleotide messenger RNA. Lineage: Eukaryota; Fungi; Ascomycota; Eurotiomycetes; Eurotiales; Aspergillaceae. The record is from the annotation of a GenBank genome assembly.
CUUUAUUGUCACUUAUCACAGUACAAAUUCCAAGCCACCUUCACUCAAGGCAGACCCUGAGGCAGUGUCCAAAAUGGUGCUGCUGUUGAUCUAUAUAAAGGAGUAAGCAGGAACCUAUGCCCAGGAUAAUCUCUGACCAGUAUUUCAACCAGCCCAUCAUGCUACUCUACAAGUGCACUUCCUGCCAGGAAGUUAUCCAGGUUACCAAAGCACGCUUAACAUGUAACACUUGCUCACCAACCAUCAAUCUAUGUGCCAACUGCUAUGUCGUGCAAGACUACCCCCUACAGCAUCCAGAUGGUGCCUCACAUUCGCUCUUAGUACACCAGCACAGCGGCUACCUCCCAGUACCUCCUCCUCCGCCAGUACGAACCCAGUCUGUCGGUGGCACGUACAAAGCUGCGCCUGUUCCUCCACGACGAAGACCUGUUUCUGCUGUUCCAGAUACCAAUGUGCCGCCCAGGAUGCCUCCUCGCCCGACCAAGCAGCCAUCAGUUGAAGAUGCUGAUGAACCGGUGUCGAGACUAGGCUCCUCGCAGCCGUCAACACCAUUAUCCCCACGUCCACAGCAGCAAGGCACUGAGCAAGAUUGUGAAAAACAACGACAGCAAUAUGAAACUCCACAGCCGCGACAAUAUCCACAGGAUCAGCAGCCACCGCCACCACAGCAGCCUCAGCAAUCUCAGGGACCUCAGCAACCUCCGAAACCUCAGCAACCUCAGCAACAAUACCAACCUUCUGGGUGGACCUAUUUUUUCAACCAAGAUAUGACACCCUCUCCUUGCUUCUCCGCCCUAAUUGAAGAGUUCUUCCAUCAUCUGGACCUAAAUCGAACCGGGCUCGUCAGUCCGGAGACCAUCUCAGAGUACAUUGACGCCUGUGGUGCACCCGCGAGCCACAACGUCUGGAAAGCCAGCCGUGCCAAAAACCCCCGAAGCUGCGACGUGCCCGACCGCGAACUAACCGACCAUUACACCUCCUAUGGCGUCGACUUCGUCCUACGCCCCCGAACCCCAGUCUCAACACCCACAGCAUCCCCUUACAACCCCUACUCAAUCUUUUCAAACUCACAGAACGCCAUAAUGGAACACAUUCUGUCUUCAGUUCCCUCCGUAUCCGGAAACCAAAAACCCAUGCUUACCCUCCAUGGCUGGACAAGCCUAGCCAUCUGCGGUACCUUACUCAACCCGUCCGGGUCAUGGGGCGAAUUCAAUCGUGCAAUGCGCCAUUAUCGACUCCCCCUCUGGUCAAAGUGGGGUGAUAUCCCAAGAGAGAUGUUCCCGUUAGCACCCUACCAGCCCGAAGUAGAGCGUGUGCGAAUUAUGCAGGAGGGAGCGCGGAUUAAUGCUGAGCGGGAGCUUGAUGCAGUAAAGGCUCGCUUAAUGUUAGAGAAGCAGGGCCGGGAGGCUGCUUUGGAUUUAAUUGAUGAUCGGAGGUACGUAUAUCGGUGAUGCGUGCUUGCGAGGCUAGGUUUGUCAUUUUGAAUCGUUGAGCGAGGUGACUUGUAGAUAUGAUAUCUGGAUCGGAGAAAUUGGCUUCUUGAACUAUAAUAUUGUUCCGGAUGUUGUGGUUCAG